Molecule: messenger RNA, 2823 nt
Organism: Entelurus aequoreus (snake pipefish)
Lineage: Eukaryota; Metazoa; Chordata; Actinopteri; Syngnathiformes; Syngnathidae
Gene: antxr1b
Product: ANTXR cell adhesion molecule 1b
Exons: 21
Coding region: 265-2076 (603 amino acids)
Cellular component (GO): membrane
Molecular function (GO): signaling receptor activity
Source: RefSeq, a predicted model, not a curated record
GCUUUGUUUGCAGUAAGUUUCUAUAUCAUACAAAGUUAUGUUUAAAUUAAUGACCAAUUUAUAACUACAUCAGCCAUUCGGUGAGGUAAAGAAAGUUACAACAUGAAGUGAAUUUACUGUACCACUAGAUGACACUAGUGGAUAAGAGGAGCAAGCCGACAGAGGACAAUUUGAAGUACUGUAUAGUUAUGAGACUGGAGAAGGAAGGACCGCUCGAAGCUUCACUCCCCCUUUUCUUUUCUGUGCACAUCUGUUGCUGAGGAGAUGGAAGUCUUGAUUCCAGACUUCAUUGCUUCACAGCAUGGGAUGUCCAGGCGUUGGUGCAGGCGGGUCCUGCUUGGCGUGGAAGUUGGCAUUGUGGUGGCUGUGGUGGUGCUUGUGGUCGGUGCUGCAGGACAGGACCACGGCGGGAGAGAAGCCGGGUCGUCUUGCUAUGGGGGAUUUGACCUUUUCUUUGUGUUGGACAAAUCUGGCAGUGUGCAACAUUACUGGAAUGAAAUCUAUUAUUUUGUGGAACUCCUGGCUCAAAGGUUUAUCAGUCCUCAGCUGAGGAUGUCUUUCAUCGUCUUUUCAACAGAAGGACGAAUAGUGAUGCCGCUAACAGAAGACAGAGAGCAAAUACGAGCCGGGUUGGCCGAGCUGCGAAUGGUCCACCCAGGUGGCGACACCUACAUGCACAAAGGCUUGGAAAAAGCCAGUCAGCAAAUUUACUAUGCGACAGGCGAUGGCUACCGGACUGCCAGCGUCAUCAUCGCCUUGACAGAUGGAGAACUGAGAGAAAAUCAAUUUGAUCUGGCUCAAAUUGAGGCCGGCCGAGCGCGACAGUUGGGGGCCACCGUCUACUGUGUGGGAGUGAAAGACUUCAAUGAAACCCAGCUGUCAACCAUCGCCAACAGCCAGGACCACGUCUUCCCCGUGACGGAGGGAUUUCACACCCUGCAAGGGGUCAUUGACUCGAUUCUGAAGAGGUCAUGCAUUGAGAUUCUGGCCGUCGAGCCGUCUAGCAUCUGUGCAGGAGAAUCAUUCCAGGUGGUAAUCAGAGGAAAUGGUUUCUUGCACGCUGGUGAUGUGCAGAAAGUCCUCUGCAGCUUCCGCAUCAACGACACAGUGACUUUUAUGAAAAGGCCUUUGGUGGUGAAAGACACCUACCUUCUGUGCCCGGCUCCCGUUUUGGAAAAGGAGGGAAUGGCCGCCACGCUCCACGUCAGCAUGAACAACGGCCUGAGUUUCAUAUCCAGCUCCGUCACCAUCACUGCUGUCACUUGUUCUGAUGGGACCUAUGUGGCGAUUGCUCUGCUCAUCCUGCUGCUCCUGCUCAUCUUUGCUCUGCUGUGGUGGUUCUGGCCUCUCUGCUGCACCGUGGUCAUUCAUGAGCCACCACCACCACCACCGAUAGAGGACGACUUCUCAGACGACGAGGAUGACUUUCACAAGAAGAGAUGGCCCACAGUGGACGCCUCGUAUUACGGAGGCCGUGGCGUUGGAGGCAUCAAAAGAAUGGAGGUGCGCUGGGGUGACAGAGGCUCCACCGAGGAAGGAGCCAAGCUGGAAAAAGCAAAGAACGCUCGGGUGGUGAUGCCCGAAGACGAACCCGAUCUGCCGCCUUCAUCGCGGCUGCACUACCACGUGCGAAAACCCGCCCACCCUCACAAGUGGUACUCCCCCAUCAAGGGCAAACUGGACGCUCUGUGGGUUUUCCUGAGACGAGGCUAUGACCGAGUGUCAAUCAUGCGACCUCAUCCUGGAGACAAGGGAAAGUGCAUCAACUUCACCCGGACUAAGUCCUACCCGGCCCCUCGCUACCCCAUCUACAAGCACCCCUCCACGCCCAUCUACACCCUGCCCCACGGCGGGCAGUGCCCCACCUCGGACGACGCCUUCUCCUUGCCGCCGUCGCCCACCUCCACGCUGCCUCCGUUGCCGCGCACACCCCCGCCGCCCCUCAACAACGCCAGGCGCCUCUCCGCGCCCCCGUCGCCCACCGACUCCCUGCCGCCCCCGCCGCAGGGCCCGCCUCCUUGCAGAGCCCCGCCACCCUCCCGCCCACCGCCACGCCCCAAUCAGGACGACUACUGAUCCUAAAGAACUCCUGAACAGUUAAGUUGGAUUCUUUUUUUUUUGUUUGUUUGUUUUAAAUAGGGGCUGAUGUGCAAUGAACUUCCUUCCACGUGCGAUGCUUGCAUAACUUCGCCGUCCAAUGAAAAGCAACUAAUAGCAGGUCCAAUCAGAAUAAUGGAAGAAUCUGUUCCAGUGUCAAAACUACAAACCGCCUUAUACUGUAAAGCACAUUUUGACUGGCAUGCAAGUGUAACAAAGUCCUUAAAUCCUUCAUCAUACCAACAUAAGGUCUCAUUUUUUAACCUUCACGUCACAAAAGUGUCAAAAGAAAUUCCCCACUGUACUGGUAGUAUGUCAAAACCUCCAUUAAAUACCACCGUUUCGGACUAUAAGUCGCAGUUUUUUUCAUAGUUUGGCCGGGGGUGCGACUUAUACUCAGGAGCGACUUAUGUGUGAAAUUAUUAACACAUUACCGUAAAAUAUCAAAUAAUAUUAUUUAGCUCAUUCACGUAAGAGACUAGACGUGUUAAGAUUUCAUGGGAUUUAGCGAUUAGGAGUGACAGAUUGUUUGGUAAACGUAUAGCAUGUUCUAUAUGUUAUAGUUAUUUGAAUGACUCUUACCAUAAUAUGUUACGUUAACAUACCAGGCACCUUCUCAGUUGGUUAUUUAUGCCUCAUAUAACGUACACUUAUUCAGGCUGUUGUUCACUAUUCUUUAUUUAUUUUAAAUUGCCUUUCAAAUGUCUAUUCUUGGUGUUGGCUUUU